AUGGCUGAAGAGUACGCAGACCUGAAGCAGAUGUUGCAGCAGCAGCUGAAGCUGAUGGAUGCACUCACCGUUAAGCUGUCCAACUCGGCCAUGGGUCAAGCACGCGCGGCUGGUGGUUCGCAAUCUGUUGAUCACAUUGCCGGCAGUAUCAUCGAAUUCUUGUAUGACCCGCAGGCCCAUAUCACCUUUGAUUCAUGGUACAACCGAUACGAACACAUGUUCUCUGUCGAUCUGGCUGCAGAGGACGAUGCAUGGAAGGUCCGACUUCUACUUCGCAAACUGGGUCCGGUUGAACAGGAGAGUUAUGCCAACUUCAUCCUCCACAAGAAUCCCCGAGAAUUCACUUUCAAGGACACGGUUCAGACGUUGUCGCAGAUUUUCGGUGAGCAAUCAUCCCUUUUCAACUCUCGAUUUCAGUGCCUGCAACUGUGCAAACGAGAUUCCGAUGACUUCAUCACUUAUGCGGGCAUUAUUAAUCGUGAGUGUGGGCGUUUCCAAUUCGGUUCUCUCACUGAAGACCAGUUUAAAUGCCUUUAUUUAUCUGCGGCCUCCAGUCCCCCAAGGAUGGUGAUAUCCGGACACGUCUCUUGUCCAAAGUGCAGCAGAACAACUCUACCACACUGCAAGCGUUGGCAGCAGAGUGCCAAACGCUGAUCAACCUCAAGAACGACUCUGCAAUGAUUCAGAAUUCUGCCUAAUCUUUCUCAGUCCAUAUGGUCACAUCGACCAAAUCGCAUCCUGUUACACGGUCCAAGCAAGUGUCCAAGCCGAGAUCUCCGCCAUCUCCUUGUCGGCACUGUGGCACGUGGCAUUUCGACCGGGAUUGCACUUUCCGCCAGCAUCGCCGCCAAAGCUGUAAUCAGGUGGGACACCGUGACGGGUUCUGCAAAUCAGUACCAGUUUCUGGAGGCAAGCCAGCCCCCGUCACUCCUAAUUCCAGGCACCGUUUCCGGCCAAAACGCAAGCCCAAACCUCAGUCCGUUGGUAAUUCUAUCAGUCUCUUGGCUGCUUUCCAGCUCAAUGCGUCUGGUCGUAGAAAAAUUGUUGAUGUCUUUCUUAAUGGCCAUGCAGUCCGUCUACAGCUGGACACUGCCUCAGAUAUCACUAUCAUCUCUGAGAGACUCUGGCACUCCCUUGGCAGCCCAACGAUGCAGCAGACUUCCCAGUCCGCCACAAGCGCGUGCGGUGGUCUCGUACAGCUAAUUGGGCAACUGCAAUGCUGUGUGUCGUUCCGCGGUACCAGCAUCGCUGCGAUCUGCUACAUCACCAUGUCUGAUCUAAACCUACUUGGUCUCGACUGGAUUGAACAACUUGGGUUGGCCGAUAUGCCGCUCCGCAUUGUUUUCAGUCAGGUGCAGAUUCCCGCUGUGCUUGCAGACCAAGCCAAGGACAUUCUCCAACGGUUUGCUCCAGCGUUCCAAGACGGUCUGGGUCGUUGCACAUACACACAAGCCGUGUUACAUCUGUCUCCUGGAAGUCAACCAGUCUUCCGUCCAAAGCGGCCAGUCCCAUAUGCAGCCCUACCACUUGUCGAGGCUGAACUGAAGCAUCUAGAGGAAUUGGGAGUUCUGGUUCCUGUAUCCUACUCCGCCUGGGCCGCUCCAAUCGUUGUGGUUAAGAAGCCCAAUGGCUCGAUUCGCAUUUGUGCUGACUUCUCCACCGGUCUCAAUGCCGCACUGACGCCGCACUGCUAUCCACUACCGGUUCCGACUGAUCUUUUCACCCUGUUGAAUUGUGGCACUUGCUUUACCAAGUUGGAUCUCGCUGAUGCGUAUCUGCAGAUCGAGGUCGCCCCAGAGUCGCGCGACUUGUUGACCAUCAACACCCACCGCGGUCUGUUCCAAUACACCAGGCCGCCCCGGCCCUAUUUCAACAAACGAUGAACGCAAUGCUCUCCGGCAUCCCUGGCACAGCUGGGUACCUGGACGACAUCAUCAUCGUGGGUCGCUCCCCUGCCGAGCUGCAAGACCGAGUGUGCGCAGUACUCGAACGCGUGUAGGAAUAUGGCUUCCGCCUACGGGCCGACAAGUGCCAAUUCUUCCUCGACUCCAUCAAGUACCUUGGAUUCGUUUUGACGUCAAUGGUCGCCAUCCAGAUCCUGAAAACAUUCGGGCCAUCCAAAGGAUGCCUGCCCCCAAGAAUGUAUCGCAACUUCGUUCGUUCCUUGGCCUGAUCAGCUACUAUAGCGCCUUCCUACCAUCGCUGCAUGACGUACGGGCCCCGCUCAACCGUCUGUUGCAGAAGGAUGCUCCUUGGUGCUUGUCCCCCGACUGUGAAAAGGCCUUCGCUCAGCUAAAGUCGAUGCAGAGUUCAGAUCUGCUGCUUACGCACUACGACCCGACGCUGCCGAUCGUUGUUGCUGCAGAUGCUUCCAACCACGGAGUUGGUGCCGUCAUCUCACAUACUUUUCCUGAUGGGUCUGAAAAGGCGAUCAUGCAUGCAUCUUGCACGCUAACCCCCUGCGGAGAACUACGGACAAAUAGAGAAAGAGGCUCUAGCCCUCGUGUUUGCCGUCAAGAAAUUUCACAAACUGUUGUACGGUCGCCAUUUCACGUUGUUGACGGAUCACAAACCAUUGCUGUCAAUCUUCGGUUCGAAGAAGGGCAUUCCCGUCUACUCAGCCAGCCGACUUCAGCGAUGGGCAACCAUCCUUCUUGGCUACGAUUUCGACAUUCGCUACUGUCGUACUACAGACUUUGGUCAGGCUGACGCCCUUUCUCGCCUCAUCAGCAAUCAGCAGGAACCGGAGGAAGAUACCGUGAUUGCAGUUAUUUCGAUUGAGGACGAUGUGCGCCGUCAGCUAUCAGACGCCAUACGAGGUAUCCCUGUCACUGCCGCGGACAUCCGACAUGCUACUGAACAGGAUCCUGUUCUCCGUCAGGCCAUCACCUACGUGCAGACCUGCUGGCCAACCACUGCUCUCGCUGGCGAUCUUCGCCAGCUCCUCCUCCACCGAGCAUCGCUAUCUGUGGUUGACUCCUGCCUCAUGUUUGCAGACCGUGUGGUGAUCCCAUCUUCCCUCCGACCCACUGUACUACGCCAGUUCCAUGCGGCUCAUCCUGGUACCAGCCGAAUGAAGUCUAUUGCUCGCACUUUUGCCUACUGGCCGGGUAUCGACGACGACAUCGACAACCUGGUUCGACGCUGUUCUCGAUGUCAGCAAGUUGCCAAGAUGCCGCCUCGUUAA
Molecule: messenger RNA, 3187 nt
Organism: Spirometra erinaceieuropaei
Lineage: Eukaryota; Metazoa; Platyhelminthes; Cestoda; Diphyllobothriidea; Diphyllobothriidae
Source: the annotation of a GenBank genome assembly